This is a messenger RNA of Euleptes europaea (tarantolino), 1693 nucleotides long. RefSeq names its product protein kinase cAMP-dependent type II regulatory subunit beta (gene PRKAR2B). Lineage: Eukaryota; Metazoa; Chordata; Lepidosauria; Squamata; Sphaerodactylidae. Gene Ontology annotation, molecular function: cAMP-dependent protein kinase regulator activity. Gene Ontology annotation, biological process: regulation of protein phosphorylation. The transcript is spliced from 11 exons. Gene Ontology annotation, cellular component: cAMP-dependent protein kinase complex. The coding region runs from base 34 to 1302 and encodes 422 amino acids. The record is from RefSeq and is a predicted model, not a curated record.
GCUGCCCUCCUCGGCCCGUCGAGCGCCGCCGGCAUGAGCAGCAUCUCCAUCCCGGAGGGGCUGACGGAGCUGCUGCAGGGCUUCACCGUGGAGGUGCUGCGGAGCCAGCCGGGGGACCUGCUCGAGUUCGCCCUCCAGUACUUCGGGCGCCUCAAGGCGGCGGCGGGGGGGGCCGAGCGGGGGGCGGCCGCGAGUGCCCCCCGCCGCCUGAAGGCCGCCUCGCCCGGCCCGGCCCGGGGGGGCCUCCCCCCCUCCGAGUUCCGGGGGGUCAGCUUCGUCGAGGAGCCCCUGCACACCGACUCGGAGAGCGGGGAAGGGGCGGACGACGACGACGACGAGGAAGAGUUCGUCGCCCCCAUCAUAAACCGGUUCACUAGGCGAGCAUCAGUUUGUGCAGAAGCUUACAAUCCGGAUGAAGAGGAAGAUGACACUGAAUCAAGGAUUAUUCGCCCCAAAACAGAUGAUCAAAGAAACAGACUUCAAGAAGCCUGCAAAGACAUUCUUCUAUUUAAAAACCUAGAUCCGGAACAGAUGUCUCAGGUGUUAGAUGCCAUGUUUGAGAAGCUGGUUGAAGGAGGGGAACAUGUUAUUGAUCAAGGUGAUGAUGGCGACAAUUUCUAUGUAAUUGAUCGAGGGACGUACGAUAUCUAUGUGAAAUGUGAUGGUGUUGGAAGGUGUGUUGGCACCUAUGAUAACCGUGGAAGCUUUGGUGAAUUGGCUUUAAUGUACAAUACAUCCAGAGCAGCUACAAUCAUUGCUACCUCUCCUGGUGCUGUGUGGGGUUUGGACAGAGUAACAUUUCGGAGAAUUAUUGUGAAAAACAAUGCCAAAAAGAGGAGAAUGUACGAAAAUUUUAUUGAGUCAUUACCCUUCCUUAAAUCUUUAGAACUUUCUGAACGAUUGAAAGUGGUGGAUGUGAUAGACACCAAAGUAUACAAAGAUGGAGAACAAAUAAUUGCUCAGGGAGACAUGGCUGACUGUUUCUUUAUUGUUGAAUCUGGAGAAGUACGAAUAACAAUGAAAAGAAAGGGUAAACAGGAUGGAGAUGAGAACGAAGCUGUUGAAAUUGCUCGGUACACCAGAGGACAGUAUUUUGGCGAACUUGCUCUUGUAACUAACAAACCUCGGGCUGCCUCAGCAUUUGCGCUUGGCACAGUCAAAUGUUUAGUUAUGGAUGUACAAGCAUUCGAAAGGCUUUUGGGACCUUGUAUGGAAAUUAUGAAAAGGAACAUUGCGAACUAUGAAGAACAGCUAGUUGCUCUGUUUGGAACAAACAUGGACAUUUCUGAUCCCAGUGCAUGAACUAAAGUAUGAAGCCACAAGAUCUGUUAUGAGAAAUAGCACGGGUAGUGGUUAGUCCACUGGAAAUGUAUCUAUCUUCCUGUAGAUGCUAAGCAUUUUUUUCUGUGAUUUUACAGGGGAUUGGGUUUCUUUAGGUUUUUUUAAACUUUUUUUUGUCUUUUCUAUACAUUGAUUAAGAGGGCUUAUUGAAUGGAGUAGAGGUGACAUCAUACUGUUUGCCCUGUCUUGCAGAAGAGUUAAGCCACCAACCUCUCAUUUUCUAGGCAAUAGUCCUCAAAAUCAAUCCUGUCAGCCUUACUGGAAUUCAGUGGGAAUUUACAUUCUUGUAUACAGUUUUAGGAUUACCGUCCUUCAGCAACCUCUUUAAAAAAACAGGAUUUUUUAUAAGACA